This is a messenger RNA of Ooceraea biroi (clonal raider ant), 5249 nucleotides long. It is a transcript of the gene Mondo, whose product is annotated as MLX interacting protein mondo. Gene Ontology annotation, molecular function: protein dimerization activity; DNA-binding transcription factor activity, RNA polymerase II-specific; RNA polymerase II cis-regulatory region sequence-specific DNA binding. Gene Ontology annotation, biological process: regulation of transcription by RNA polymerase II. Gene Ontology annotation, cellular component: nucleus. Lineage: Eukaryota; Metazoa; Arthropoda; Insecta; Hymenoptera; Formicidae. The record is from RefSeq and is a predicted model, not a curated record.
UGUCGCGGAUCUGAUUUCGUAUCUUCCCGAAUUGCGCGCAUUAUGCGUGCGUGCGUGCGUGCGCAGUCGUCUGCACGCGGAUCGCUCGCGCGUUGUGCAACAUCUGGUGCGCUGGUGAAGGAGUCUAUUGUCCCGCUCGUUCGUACGGGCGAGCGGACGGUCGCACACGCAAAACGGAGGGUAACAGCGUUUCAGCUGCGUUUUUUCUUCGGCGCGAGAGGAGAAAGAAGGAACGGGAGAAAGGGAGAGAGAGAGAGAGAGAGAGAGACGGAGCAUGCGGGCGAUUUCCAUGAGGAGGCAGCCGCGCGAUAAAAAUCGUGAUGCGGCGCGACGCGAUAAGGAGCCGCGACGCAUACGCGUCUGGGCCGAUUCCUAACGAGCUGCUGAACCGUCCGCUCCUUGAACGAAGAGAGAGACAGAAUGAGAGUAAACACCAACGGCUCGCAGGGGGAAGGGGGAACGAUAACACGAGAGAGUGCGAGCAAGAGGGAACUCGCGUGUACGGCUCUCUGUUGACCACAUGGUCCAUGGCUCAUGUUCGUCGUUCGUUCCGUGUUCUUUGUUUCCUUCCUUCUCGCGCUCGUUACGAACGUUCGUCGGAGUUUCAAGCCGCGGGAGCGGCUACCAGCGAGCGUGCUCUCUCGUUGCACGGAGAGCUCCGCAUCCGCGUUAGGAGCGUGUUUUGACAGAGGAUCGAACGUCAGGAUGCAAGCGGAGCUGAUGUAUCGAAAACCGUCAGCGAUGGCAGGCCCAUCAACGAGUGGUUUCCACCGUACUAUCAGCGAUGGAAAACGAGAGAAUCACGGUGGCAGAGACUCGCGCGAGGCGAUACAUUCGGGCCACUUUAUGGUAUCGGACUUUGAAGCCGAGGCGCAGGACGACGAAGAUGAACUCGCUGUGCCUGUACCGGACCAGGAGGAGACGCAGACUACUAGGUUCUCGAUCGCCGCGAUGCCGGGUUUCCCCUACGACAGAUUCACAAUUAGCGGCUCGUUAAGCAACAAGAGCUCCUCCCAGCAGCUGAACAUCGAGACGUCCUUGAACAAACUCUUCCAAUGCAUGUCCCUCGCUUACAGACAGAAGCUGACCUCGCCCAAAUGGAAUCGCUUCAAAGGAAUCAGAUUGAGAUGGAAGGACAAGAUUAGACUGAACAACGUCAUCUGGAGAUGCUGGCAUAUGCAAUUUAUAUUGAAGCAGAACACGCUGGUGUGCCAAUUCGCAUCGCCACUCGACGUUGAUACUCACAACAAACCCGAGGCGGUAGUCUUAGAGGGAAAAUACUGGAAACGAAAGCUCGCGGCCGUCACAGCGGAAUACAAGAAAUGGCGUAUGUUCUACCGAAACAGGAUCCUUGGCUGGACGGCCAAGGAUGGCAUGGAAAUGAUGGAAUCAAUGGACAUGCUAGAUUGGGGCAACGGAGGCGGAACUAUCGGUGACUUCGGGACAAAUGUAGGAAAUGCGUAUUUCGGCGGUAGCAGCGGAGCUCCGGGCGGAGAGAGUAUGAUGGUAGAUGAGGACUAUAUGGAAUUGAUGACCGACACCCUCUUCUCGACCAUCAGUUCAAAUCAACCGCUAUACUUCCCCGAUCCCAGAGAAAUCGCGCGAGGUGCCAGCUUGGCGGAUUUCAUCCAGCCUAGUUUGGGUCCCUUGCAGCCCAACUUGGACGAUUUCAUGGACACAUUGGAGCCGUUGCAAGAAUUCCUAAACUCGAAAUUGCCUCCCGUACCCGAGGAGGACGAUAUGUUCCGGAGUAGCAGUUUAAACGCCAACUAUUCUGACCUGGACCUGAUGACGCCGAUUAAUCAGAUAAACGAGAUAGGCGAAGACCCGACGACGAUAAAGAACGAGCAGCCCUCGCGACAGCUACCUCAACAGGAGGAGCAGGAGGCUAGCAUGCAAAAUCUUCAGUACACCGCCAAGAUAUACACUCAGCCGCAACCUGAAGCGGCGAGUUUGUACAGGAAUAGCAUUGCUAUGGGCGAGGAUUACAGCGCAAUCCAGACCACUUUUGAGGCAUCCGCGACGAGCCAGUCCGCUCGAGGAAAGAAUAACAGGAGUAACCGGCCGACGUCGUCGAGGAGUAGCCGCGUGAUACAGCAGUCUCAGCAGCAAAACGCGUAUCAGGCGAGUGCACAACAACAGAAUGCUGGAUUCCAGGCGCAGUCGCAGCAGCCGCAACCUUACGCUGCGAUGGGAAUCCAGGCGGUUCAACUGGCGCCGGUGCCGGGCCAGCCGAUGCAGAUCGCGACGCUGAACGAGCAGCCGGCGGUGAAUGCCGAUCAGAUAUCCUCGAUCGCCGCCGCUGCCGUGCAAAAUCUGGUGACGGUGCAGCACAGUUUCUCCGCGCAGGCCCAACACCCGGCGAUAAGGCCCCUGCCAACCACCACGCCGAUGGCCAGCAAGCCGUACAAGAUCGUGCAGCCGCAGCAGCAGUGCUACAAGUUCCCGAACCUCGUGCAAAACCUCAAUGCUCAACAGUGUAAAUUUAACGCCGGUAGCUUGAAGACGCAUCCCGCGCAGCAAGUGGUAUCGGUUUCCACGAUGGAGCAACAGCAGCAACAACCGUCGCAGUCGCAGAUCUUGCUGCAAUGCAGACCGACCGGUGUCACCGCACCGGCUCUUCAUCCUACCAAGUUGCUACCACAACCGACGACGUCGAGCGUGGAGAAGGAAGAGAUUUUUGCCGUACCUAAAUAUCAAAUGAAAGGAAGAAGCAGAUCACGGAGCAGCUCCUCCUUAGCGGUGCCCAGGACACAACCACCGCCGUUAGUCUCCGCGGUGAGCGAUCCAGCUCUGAAUCUGAAUAACAAUGUCCUGUUCGCACGUUUGUUUACGAAUAAAAUAACGCAAGUGACGACGACGCAGCACGUCACCACUCCGGUGACCGUACAAACGAUGCAGACUUCCAGCAUGCAGCCGGCGCAAGCGCAGCAACAAACGAUGCAGCCGACUACGGUCCAGCAGAUUCUUCUGAACGCGAACAGCCAGACACAUCAGUCGCAGAGCAGCCCCGGUUCGCCGAAGGACAGCAGCUCGAGCGCGCACAGUCCCCAGGGUCUGAGUCUCAGUCCCCUGCACAGUCCCAUGAGCCUAGGCAGCCCGUUAUCGCCCACUCGCGGUUACAUCAAGGGCGAGUCGGAGAGGGGACAGUACAAGGAGCAGCGGCGGGUCGGCCACAUCCACGCGGAGCAGAAGCGCAGAUACAACAUCAAGAACGGCUUCGACAUGCUGCACAGUCUGAUACCGCAGCUCAGCCAGAACUCGAACGCGAAGCUCAGCAAGGCCGCGAUGCUGCAGAAAGGGGCGGAUCACAUUCGGCAGCUGAGAGCCGAAAGGAAUCAGUUGAAGGAGGAGAUGGACAGCUUGAGACAUCAGAUCGAGUGCCUUAACACGUCUAUUAGUAAUUGUCAAUCUAUGCUUCCUGCAACGGGUGCUCCAGUUUCUAGACAUAGAACCAGCAAAAUAAGAGAGAUGUUCGACGAAUACGUACGCACGCGCACACGAGAAAACUGGAAAUUCUGGAUUUUUAGUAAAUUAUUAGAGCCGUUGAUGCUGUCUUUCAACGCCUCGGUCUCCACCGCGAGUAUGGAGGACUUGUACAGAAGUACGAUACUGUGGGUGGAGCAGCACUGCUCGCUCGUCGAUCUCAGACCAGCCGUUCUGAAUUCUCUGAGGUACCUGUGUACCGCCACCGAUAUUUUGUCAGACCCGGCGCGCCUGCCCGAAGAAGCGCUCGCGGCAGUCAAUCGGACGGAGCGUCGACGAUCCUCCCAGUGACCGAGGGAAAGUGCGGAAAUUCAAUGUUGCGAUGUAUUUGUGUGUAAAAACGUUCAAGAUACGCACGAAUGGAGGGAAUGAUAGUUACCGUAUAGCUUAAGUCAGUCGAGAGAGAGAGAGAGAGAGGAAGCGAUUAUCCGGAAGUAGCCGAGACGCAGGCGAAGACACGAAGGUUUAAGUGCAAUUCCUCUUUUUAUUGCGACGUCGCGUUAAAGUUGCGAAAUCUGUUACGGCGAGUUGUACACGACGCGUUUUAUAUGACACAUUUGUGAAUAAGAUAUAUAUAUGUAGGUACAUAUAUAUUACCGUAUGUACGCAGAAGUGAGCUGAGAACGCAGCGCGUGCGACGUCAUCUAGCAAAAUGACGAAUGGCACGAUCGCUAGCCGAUUACUUAUUCCGAACAGAAAAACCUCGAAUACUUUUUUAUAUCUCGCGCGACGAUUGUACGUCUCAAAGAUUGUACCAAAAAUUAGAGAAUACUCUAAUAGUUAAUACUUUCACACUGAUUUAAACGUGUACAGGUGUAAGGCGAAAUUUCCUGCAUGUUUGUACCAUUUUCUAAUUAAGCGUAACAGAGACACACUUGCACGUGAUCAAGGUCACUGCUUCGAAAAAUCUUCAAUCGAGUUCCAGAGAAUUCGCGGUGAAUUUCCGAUUGACGUGAAGAGUAAUAAGAGAAUGCAGAGAGAUUCGAAGUUUAUAUUGCGAUAAAAAAAAGAAUUCGAUUUUAUCGUUAAUAUUCCUAUCUUCUAUUUUUAUAAAUUGCAGUUACACAUUUGAUUAGUUUUCGAUUUAAUUAAAGAGAUAAUUUGUCGAAAGUCUUUUAUCGAUGCAAUGCGAAAGUACAAGUUUAUUUUCUUGAAAUUGAAUUAUUUAAUAUUGCCGAUUUACGCUGCUGUUAAGUUAGUUACACUGCACAAUUGUAUCUCAAGGCAAGGGAAGCUACGUAGUUGAUGAUCGCGCAACGAUAAAAAGGGGGUUGCUCGCAAGUCACACAGUUUAUGCAAUAUGAGAUCUUUAAUGUGAAGAUUCAUGUGAUAAUGUACAAAUCAUUCGCAAGGGGUUUGACUAUCGGGGAUAGUUCAAAGCUACAAGACAGGGCUUCUGCACAUUGUAGCAUUUCCGUCGAUGUAAAAUGUUGUAUAUAGUCCGACGUUAAGGGGAACGAUUGAUACUCCAGGAGCAAAAGUUCUUACUUUUAAAUCUGAAAUUAAUUACGUUUACGUUUUGAUUCGAUUGAUUUCUCGUUUUAGGAUCGUUUAGGAAGGAUGUUUAAUUUCUGAUAUGCACGAUAUACAGUGUAUAGAUAGCCCUCACUCGACUUACGUACGUACUAUGUGUAAGCGAAAGAAAAUGAUAUAAGUUAACUCGUUGAAGGGAUGUUCUUUUGUACAAUAUGUAUCAUAUAAUCGGAAACGUUCGCAUGUUAUUAUUUCCAAAAUGUUAUAUAACAUGAAGAAGGAUCCUGAAA